AUGAAAGUACUCAGUGAAAUAGAUGAAAGUAGAGAGAUUCUCAAAACCAUCAAAGCAAGACGAUGGAACAUGAUUGGGCACAUAUUAAGGCACGAAAAUGAGCUAAUCUACAAAAUAAUAGAAGCGAAAAUGGAAGACAAAAGGGGCCAAGGGCGUCCAAGAACUUCAUUUGUCAAACAAAUGAUUUCCGAUGCUAGACUGUCAAACAAAUGA
Cinara cedri is the source of this 213-nucleotide messenger RNA. The record is from the annotation of a GenBank genome assembly. NCBI's taxonomy places the organism in Eukaryota, Metazoa, Arthropoda, Insecta, Hemiptera, Aphididae.